AAUCAUCAACCUUCCUCAGACCAAUCGGUCUCGUUCACAGCCACUUUGUAGCCAAAAACAUGGUGGUCAAGACUGAAAGAAUGUCUCUCAGUUCUGUCAUUCAACAAAUGAAUCAAAGACGUAAUUUCUCACAAAAUAACACCAACAGAGGAUCAUCCGGUCAUCACGAACAAGAACAUAAACAACACACUAAAAAAACCGAAUUUGAAGAAUUAGAUGAUGUGUUACCAGAACCACCAAAGAGAGAAGUCCUCUUGGCAAAGAUUGCCGGUGCAUCAGCAAUGUUCUGGAUUUUGUACAAAAUGAGACAAGAUGGUUUGAUCGUAUUUGGUUUGGAAAAGCCGCACUGGGAACAUGCUAUGGAAGAUGAUGAAUCUGACAGAGAUGAUGAAUACUUUGAAAAUGCUCUUCAAGAAGAUGAAGAAUCUCUCGACCUCAAGAUUGAAUAUCACUUGAGCAAGCCAGAAUCCAACUUUGAUAAGAAAUUCGACAUUUUAAAGUUGAAGUAAAUCAAUUUAUUGGAACAUUAUCACUACAUCAUCAUUUCCCGAGUUUAAUAAUUAUUUAAUAGGUCUCUCCUCUCACAAACAAUUGCUAUUUGUAUUUAAAAGGGAUUUUUAUCCAUAGCACUCACAUAAAACAAAAUUCUUAAUGUU
Messenger RNA from Naegleria gruberi, 656 nucleotides. RefSeq names its product coiled coil domain-containing protein. Lineage: Eukaryota; Heterolobosea; Eutetramitea; Acrasida; Naegleriidae. The transcript has a single exon. The coding region runs from base 60 to 509 and encodes 149 amino acids. The record is from RefSeq and is a predicted model, not a curated record.